Molecule: messenger RNA, 711 nt
Organism: Entamoeba invadens IP1
Lineage: Eukaryota; Evosea; Mastigamoebida; Endamoebidae
Exons: 2
Coding region: 1-711 (236 amino acids)
Source: RefSeq, a predicted model, not a curated record
AUGUUCUCUGUCUUCCUGUUUAUUACAGCAUCACUCGCAGCUUAUCCAGUCGACUUACAGUACCCAGUCCCAUUCUGGCAUGUUUUUGUUGGUAUAGACACGCAUUUUGGCACUUCUUUUAAUUACGAAGUUGAUGUUCCAAACAACAUCGGCAACAAGUGUUACACAAUCACAACUGGUGUUUCUAUCAAAAUUGAAAAUAAUCAGUUGAGCAUUUUUGACAAUUCGAAUUGUAAUGGGUACAGAAAAACAUACAUGGAUGCAAAUGAGUAUUACAAACAAUGUGGCAUUUGCAACGGGUUUGGAAUAGCUGGAAGCUCAUAUCCCGCAUAUAUGGUGAUUCCCCUCGACAAUCCAAUCAUGGUAAAAUACGUAGUUGAUACUACUGAAGCCAAUUGCCCAGCUGGCAAUUACAUUCCAUCUUACAUUCUCUCAACACAAAAAGAACUUAGCUUCAGUUACAUCUUGGGUGGUGUUAACAAUGUUUACAACUUUGGGUUCAGAAUCAAUCAAACUGACAAGAACCACAUCACAGGUGAGUGGCUGGACAAACUUCCAUCAGACUCAACAGCCAAACCAGUAGAACCAUCACAACCAGAAACACCAGAAAAGCCAUCAGAGCCAGAAAAGCCAGUGGAACCUUCAAAACCAGUUGAUCCACCAGUGACUUCCACAGAACCAUCAGAAUCGGAUAAACCAGUUAAACCCUAA